AUGUCUUCAGAGGAAAAAGACAAAAGGUCGGACUGCAUAGCUAAUGAAGACGGUGAGAGGCAAAUACCAACAAUGGUGGCUUUUUCUGGAGAAGAGGAGCUCACGGGAACUCAAGCUAAAGUUCAGUUGCUUAGUAAUUCGAAGAAUACCAUCACCCAAUUUCGUAAUUUUAUUGGGAAAAGUUUCGCCGAGUGCAAAUCAUUAGCGUCAAGUGGAACGGCUCUGUUGGUAGACAAAGAUGGCGAGCCCGCAUACGCCGUAGAGUUUAAAGAACAAGAGGCAAUCUUCACGGUUAAGGAGAUCACCACAAAGUACAUUGCUAGUCUCCGCGAGAGCGCCGAAAACUUUUUAGGCCAGCCUGUUGCCGGUUCAGUUCUCGCAAUUCCUACCUACUUUACGGAUUCGCAACGCGAAGCCUUGAAAGUAGCCACCGAAAAUGCGGGAUUACGUGUGUUGCAAUUGAUCAAUGAACCUACAGCGGCAGCGUUGGCAUACGGUGUAGGACAACAAUCGCUGACACUAAAUCAAUACCAUGACGGUAAUAUCAUUAUUCUUGAUCUGGGAUCGGAUAGUUUCGAUGUCACGGCCAUGUCCGUUCGUUCAGGGAUGUUCACGAUAUUGGGAACCAUGCACGACGCAAAUCUUGGGGGCGCCGCGUUUGAUGAGCUCCUUGCGAGUCACUUCGCGAGUGAAUUCAAGCGUAAAACAAAGAUCGACAUGUCACAAAACAAGCGAGCUAUGACCAAGCUGAGAAGUGCGGUCGAAAUUACAAAAAAAACCCUGUCUAGUAGCACAUCAUCACCGUGUUCAAUUGAGUCAUUGGCUGAAGGUGUUGACUUCCAUGGGACCAUCAACAGGACUAGAUUUGAAAUUAUGGCAAAUAAACUUUUUAACAGAAUUUCCGACGUUAUAAUGGAAGCUUUGAAAAACAAUGAAUUGGAACCUCAUCUGAUUAGCGAGGUAAUUCUUGUGGGAGGUGCUUCUCGCAUUCCAAAAUUUCAAUCCGUGAUUAGAGAUAUAUUCGUCAAUCCGGACACCAUCAUUCGGCAAGAUCUCGAGCCAGAUGAAGUGGUAGCUUAUGGAUGCGCCUUUCAAGGUUCCCUGAUUGCCAACUUAAGCGAUCAGGAAAUUAAGGAGAUCUCUAAUACCACCACCAUAUCCACGCCACACUUGUCAAAACCUAUUGGAAUUGUAAAUGCCACGGAGAAAUUUGUGACCAUUAUACCGGAAAACACGCCGUUGCCUGUGCGUCGCGUGUAUACGUUCUCAAACGCGUUCGAGAAUCAAAAAGAAUUUUAUCUCUCCAUAUGGCAGGGUGCGUACAAGAGAAAACCCGUGAAUUCUCAGCAAGUGGAAAUGGACCGAACUGCGGAUGAUGAAGAGUCGAAUAAUCUUCCACAGGUAGUCCCCAUAAUAGAACCGGAAAAAUUAAUAGCGGAAAUAGUGAUGAACGGUUUGCUUCCGAAAAAGAGCGGUGAGCUCAAAAUAGAAUUUAUCAUAGAAGUCGAUGUCAACAACAAAUGCACCAUGAUAGCAAAAGAAUUGACAAUAGAUAAUGUUAUUGAACUGACGGUUGAUGGAAUUAGUUAA
Acaulospora colombiana is the source of this 1590-nucleotide messenger RNA. Lineage: Eukaryota; Fungi; Glomeromycota; Glomeromycetes; Diversisporales; Acaulosporaceae. The record is from the annotation of a GenBank genome assembly.